Messenger RNA from Carya illinoinensis, 6476 nucleotides. RefSeq names its product hydroxyproline O-galactosyltransferase GALT6-like. Lineage: Eukaryota; Viridiplantae; Streptophyta; Magnoliopsida; Fagales; Juglandaceae. The transcript is spliced from 5 exons. Gene Ontology annotation, cellular component: Golgi membrane. Gene Ontology annotation, molecular function: galactosyltransferase activity. The record is from RefSeq and is a predicted model, not a curated record. Bases 5543 to 6142 code for a protein of 199 amino acids.
ACUUAGACUCUAUAGACUAUAGGAAAAUAUCUGUAUUACAUUUGAAGUGUUAGGUGCUGCUGACCUUAAGGAUGAUUUGAUGGUAUUUACGAUUUUUAAUUUGAUAGGAUUUAAGGUUUAGAUUUUCAAGGUGUACUUAAGCUUGAUCGAAAGCCAGGUUUGAGGUUCUAUAGACUCCAAUUUAUGAGGUCUUGGAUUUUUGAAGAGUUUUGGAAAUAAUUUUCAGAUUCAAUGUUUAGAAUUCUGAGAACUUCAUGAAAUAAUUCUGUUGGUAUUUAAGGUUUUUGAUUCUACAGACUUUGUGGAAUGAGUUUGAGGAAAAUAUGAAGUCUUAAACUCUAUAGACUAUAUGAAAAUAUCUGUAUUACGUUUGAAGUUUUAGCUGUUGCUGACCCUAAGGAUGAUUUUGAUGCUAUUUACGAUUUUUUAUUCUACUGACUUUAAGAACUGAUUUCAUGAAAUUUGAUAUUUGUAAAUUCUUUUGGCUGAUUCUGUGGACUUUAAAAAAAAAAAUGAUUUUGAUAAGAAUUAAGGUUUAGAUUUUGAAGGUGUAGUUAAAGCUUGAUCAAAAGCCACGUUUGAGGUGCUGUAGGCUCUAAUUUGUGAGGUCAUGGUUUUUGAAGACUUUCGGAAAUAAUUUUCAGAUUCGAUGUUUAGAUUUCUGAGAACUUCAUGAAAUAAUUCUGUUGGUAUUUAAGGUUUUUGUCUCUAGACUUUAUGUAAUGAGUUUUAGGAAAAUACUUAGACUCUAUAGACUAUUGGAAAAUAUCUGUAUUACAUUUGAAGUUUUUGGUGCUGCUGACCCUAAGGAUGAUUUUGAUGGUAUUUACGAUUUUUAAUUCUACUGACUUUAAGAACUGAUUUCAUGAAAUUUGAGGUUUUUAAAUUCUUUAGGCUGAUUCUGUAGUCUUAAAAAUAAAAAAAUUGAUUUUGAUAAGAUUUAAGGUUUGGAUUUUGAAGGUGUAGUUAAAGCUUGAUUGAAAGACAGGUUUGAGGAUCUAUAAACUCUAAUUUAUGAGGUCAUGGUUUUUGAAAACUUUCGGAAAUAAUUUUCAGAUUCGAGGUUCAGUAUUCUAAGAAUUUCAUGAAAUAAUUCUGUUUGUAUAUAAGGUUUUUGAUUCUCCAGACUUUAUGUAAUGAGUUUUAGGAAAAUAGUUAGACUCUAUAGACUAUAGGAAAAUAUCUGUAUUACAUUUGAAGUUUUAGGUGCUGCUGACCUUAAGGAUGAUUUGAUGGUAUUUACAAUUUUUAAGUUGAUAGGAUUUAAGGUUUAGAUUUUGAAGGUGUACUUAAGCUUGAUCGAAAGCCAGGUUUGAGGUUCUAUAGACUCCAAUUUAUGAGGUCUUGGAUUUUUAAAGACUUUUGGAAAUAAUUUUCAGAUUCAAUGUUUAGAAUUCUGAGAACUUCAUGAAAUAAUUCUCUUGGUAUUUAAGGUUUUUGAUUCUACAGACUUUGUGGAAUGAGUUUUAGGAAAAUAUGAAGUCUUAGACUCUAUAGACUAUAGGAAAAUAUCUGUAUUACAUUUGAAGUUUUAGGUGCUGCUGACCUUAAGGAUGAUUUGAUGGUAUUUACAAUUUUUAAUUUGAUAGGAUUUAAAGUUUAGAUUUUGAAGGUGUACUUAAGCUUGAUCGAAAGCCAGGUUUGAGGUUCUAUAGACUCCAAUUUAUGAGGUCUUGGAUUUUUGACGACUUUUGGAAAUAAUUUUCAGAUUCAAUGUUUAGAAUUCUGAGAACUUCAUGAAAUAAUUCUGUUGGUAUUUAAGGUUUUUGAUUCUACAGAUUUUGUGGAAUGAGUUUUAGGAAAAUAUGAAGUCUUAAACUCUAUAGACUAUAGGAAAAUAUCUGUAUUAGAUUUGAAGUUUUAGGUGUUGCUGACCUUAAGGAUGAUUUUGAUGGUAUUUACGAUUUUUAAUUGUACUUACUUUAAGAACUGAUUUCAUGAAAUUUGAUGUUUUUAAAUUCUUUAGGCUGAUUCUGUAGUCUUAAAAAAAGAAAAAAUGAUUUUGAUAAGAUUUACGGUUUAGAUUUUGAAGGUGUAGUUAAAGCUUGAUCGAAAGCCAGGUUUGAGGUUCUAUAAACUCUAAUUUAUGAGGUCAUGGUUUUUGAAGACUUUCGGAAAUAAUUUUCAGAUUCGAUGUUUAGAAUUCUAAGAACUUCAUGAAAUAAUUCUGUUGAUAUUUAAGGUUUUUGAUUCUCCAGACUUUGUGUAAUGAGUUUUAGGAAAAUACUUAGACUCUAUAGACUAUAGGAAAAUAUCUGUAUUACUUUUGAAUUUUUAGGUGCUGUUGACCUUAAGGAUGAUUUGAUGGUAUUUACGAUUUUUAAUUUGAUAGGAUUUAAGGUUUAGAUUUUGAAGGUGUGCUUAAGCUUGAUCAAAAGCCAGGUUUGAGGUUCUAUAGACUGCAAUUUUUGAGGUCUUGGAUUUUUGAAGACUUUUGGAAAUAAUUUUCAGAUUCAAUGUUUAGAAUUCUGAGAACUUGAUGAAAUAAUUCUGUUGGUAUUUAAGGUUUUUGAUUCUACAGACUUUGUGGAAUGAGUUUUAGGAAAAUAUGAAGUUUUAGACUCUAUAGAUUAUAGGAAAAUAUCUGUAUUACUGUUGAAGUUUUAAGUGUUGCUGACCUUAAGGAUGAUUUUGAUCGUAUUUACGAUUUUUAAUUCUACUCACUUUAAAGAAGGAUUUCGGAUAGGAUUCAAGUUUGUAGAUUCUAUUUGUUUUAGCAUACAAGUUUCGAUCAAUCUCUAAGGUUGUAGAUUCUUCAGACUUUAAGAAAUGACUUUUAUGAAAUUUAUGGGUUUAGAUUCAGAGGACUUCGAGUAGUGACCUCGAUAAGGUUUAAGAUUUGGAUUCUGUAGAUUUAAAAAAACAAAUGACUCCUUUUGAGAUUGCAAUUUUACGUUCUGCGGAUUUCAGGAGAAUGAUUUUUAUAAGAUUUAAAGAUUUUAGAUCCCUCAGACUUUAAUAAUGAGUUGGGUGAAAUUUAAGGCUUUAGAGUUUGCAGACUUUAAGCUACAAUUAUUUUUAGAUGUAAGGUGAUAGACUUUGCAGAUUUUGGGCAAAUGAUUAUCAUCGAAUUUGAGGUUAUAGGUUUUGCAGGUUUUAAGAGAUGAUUCUUUUCAUAUUUAAGGUUAUUGAUUGCAGCUGAGAAUGAAAGAGAGUAUUUAAGAGUGUAAGUGGGUGUGCAUGGAUUUGGGGGACGAGAAGUCGGGUUGCUACCAAAGUGUGGUUGGAGUCAUCUUGGUAGAUACUAAAAUUGAUUAGACUCCUAGUUUUAGUCAUUGUGGCAAAGUUGCUAGAGUGCGCAACGGAAGCGUGUAUUUUGGUAAUAUGAUGGUUUGAGAGUAAACUUCAUGAGGUUUUAAAAUGAGUGAAUUGAGAUCACUUUGGACUUAACUUUAAAGAGUUUUAUCUUACCGUUUAGAGGAGGUUAAGACUUAAUGUGGAGAGUUAUUUUUACAAUUAUAUAUGAGGCUUAGCAAGGAAAAAAAAAAUUGAGGGGAAUUAUUAUUAGGCUUGUAAUUCUGUCGUUGAGGUUUAUAUUUUUAGGCUUUAACUGGAUACCGAGGUAUAUGAAUAUCGACAUUCUGUGUGUGAAUGUGUAGGCCAAGAGGAUUAGGAGAUAUUUAAGGCAUCGGGUGAAAAUAUUGGAAAGUUAGAAAUCUUGCAAUAUUAGGUUCAACAAUAUGAUUGAGGAUUGAAAUAGGCAUGGAAUGGAUGUGGGGGGAUAUGUAUUUUAGACUUUGCUCUUGGUGCAGCAAAUAAUUUCUUGGACGAAACUUUUUUUAAGGGGGGCAGGCUGUUUCACCCGGACCAAGCUGCGUUCUAUAAAUGUUUUUUAGGUUAAUAUGUGUCGGAAACCCCCUUGAGAAUCAACAAGAAACUUUGAAUAGACUAUGGGCCCAAAAAAUUUAUUGGGCUUGAUAAUUAGGUUAAAAUCAUUUAAUAUUUAAAAAUCAAGUGGAAUCUAUUUAUUUGGUAAUUGGAAAAGUUAAUGGGACGAGCAGGGUUAUUUUAGAAUUUGAGAAGAUGCCCAUUCGAAAUUUUUUGGAGCUUGGCACAUAAAAAUAUGGGCAAACCUGGCAAUUUUUGGAUCAGUUAAAAUGGCCCAACUCACUUUUAAACCCCAAAAGCCCACGAAAAGGCCAAAGUCCAGUUACCCAACAUCCAGACUUGUAUACAAGUCCCUUCCUCCUCUUUCUUUCUCUAGGGUUUCUAGCUGCCUAUUAUUUUAUGUUAUUUUGGUAUUUUGAGACAUUAAUAUUUCUGACUCUUUAUGGAGAAUUUAAGUUGUUAUGUUGAGGUAUUUCUUUGGUAUCCCUGUGGAGGAACAUAUAUGUUCAUGUUAAUUAAUAUUUUAUGGAGUCUUUAGAGUAUAUAUAAUUGUGUUAUGAGAGAUGAUUUAAGGUAUUGGGAACUAACUCUCUAGACCUUGUGGUGUUGCAGUUGAUAUCAGAGACAAGUUUGAGAUUUUGCAGACUAUAUGUGAGGUUUUGGAUAUUUGUGCGUUUUAGGAAAUAAUUUUCAGAUUUGAGUUGUGGACAUUUGUGGACUGCAGGAGAUGAUUCUGUUGAUAAUUAAGGUUUUAGAAUCUGCUAGCAUUAGGGAAUGUGUCUUAUGAAAUUUGAGGUUUUUAAAUUCUUUAGGCUGAUUCUGUAGACUUUUAAAAAAAAUUGAUUUUUAUAAGAUUUAAGGUUUAGAUUUUGAAGGUGUACUUAAGCUUGAUCGAAAGCCGGGUUUGAGGUUCUAUAGACUCUAAUUUAUGCUUGAUCGAAAGCCGGGGAGGUUCUGUAGACUCUAAUUUAUGCUUGAUUGAAAGCCGAGUUUGAGGUUCUGUAGGUUCUGUAGACUCUUAGUUUUAGACAUUGUGGCAAAGUUGCCAGAGUGCGCAAGGAAGUGUGGUUUUUGGUAGGUAAUAUGGUGGUUUGAGAGUAAACUUUGUCAGGUUUUAAAAUUAGUGAAUUGAGAUCACUUAGGACUUAACUUUAAAGAGUUUUAUCUUACUAUUCAGAGGAGGUUAAGGCUUAGCAAGAUUGAUAAACAAAAAUUGUUUGGAAUUAUUUUAACAAUUAUACUGAAUAGUAAGUUUUUGAAGCUAGAUUAGAUAAUUUGUUUAUUGCCAAUCCAGGUCUAUUUGAGUGAUUCGAGUGAAUCUCAAAAUGAGAAAAAUUUUCCCAUGCAGACAUUGUGGCCCUUUUAUCUUCUCUUCCCCAGCUCCUCUCGCUGAUCUUAUUUUUCCCAACAUUUGAUACUUUCAUUUUGCAGGGAAAUUUUGAUCAGAUCCUCUUCUUCAAACAGAACCUUAUGUGAAUGUGGGAACUAUUAGGCAUGUCGAUCAUGAGAUGAUUGCAUUCGUUGCUUCUGUGGAUGUUUUAGUUUCCCCAAUUGUUACCUGUCUUACUUCUUGGUUUUCUGAAGUAUUAAAAUUUGUACUAGUGAUCAUAUAGCAUGAUAUACAAAAUGCUUCACUAACCUUGAUUCUGAAAUUUUCAUGCAAUGUUUUUCAAAGUGCUAGCAGAAGAAGGGAGACCUAAGGCUGUUGCUUUCGAUGGAAUUGACAAGGCUCCAGAAGAGAAAAAGAGAGGAAUUACAAUUGCAACGGUUGGAAUACAGUUUUCGAAUCUUAUUCGUGUUUUGUUUUUGGUUUUGGCACGGGGAGUAUGAAAGUGACACUAUGCACGUGUUGACUGUCCAGGACAUGCAGAUUUUGUUAAGAUAUUUUGUUUCUUUCAUCUGUUUGGAAGUCAAGCUUGGAGCAAAUGAGGUUUCGUUUUGCAGGGCUGUUCAUCUGCAUUUUCAAGAUUGGCCAGAAGAAGAUUAUCUGCCCUACGCAAAUGGACCAGGCUAUAUUUUGUCAUCUGACAGCACACUAUAUAGUAUCCGAACUUUUUUUUUGAUCCGUGGGUGUCUGGGCCAGAUUACGCAUAAAUUAAGUAUGUUUAAAAUGGAAGAUGUGAGCAUGGGAAUGUGGGUGGAGCAAUUCAACAGCUCAAAACCGGUUGUGUAUGUGCAUAGUUUGAAGUUCUGCCAGUUUGGUUGCAUAGAAGAUUAUUGUACGGCCCAUUACCAGUCUCCAAGGCAAAUAAUGUGCAUGUGGACCAAAUUGCAAUCGCAGGGAAGGCCUCAGUGCUGCAACAUGAGAAGAUGAAGAACGACUGCGGUGUGUGACCUAUCAUCAUCUUCAGAAUCCAGUAUAGAAAAAGGAAAGAAACAAGUUUUGCUGUCGGCAUAUUAAUGUUAUUGUAUAUUCUGUGGAGGUACCGUAUAAAUACCCUUCCAAAUUCUUUCAUUUUUUCUUCUUUCUUUGUUCUGGUUUUCUUUUUCUGUCUUCCUCCUAUGCUUGUGGAGGGCCUGGUGUUUGAAGGUGAUGAGAUUAGAUGUGGAUGGAACAAAUUCAAAGGGAUCCAAGUUCUGUAAUUUACAUUUGAACCACACGGCUAAUGGAAAUGAUUAAUAAUGAUCAUUUAGGUUCAGUGCUGAUA